CAGGGAGUCAAGACUUAUUUGAUGUAGUUUCUCAAUUUAUCGAUCCAGUGGCAACCAAGCCUGGAGGCGUAGGCGCUACCUCCAGUGCCUUUUUCCGCUGAUAGAUUUGCAGUUUUUCUUUCAGAAUGAAACCACAGAGAAGAAAAUAUGAUGCCUCUCCCGCGUCCGCGUCAGCUGAGGCUGGACCGAUAAAUACAAAGUAAGAGCGUUUCUCUUUCUCGCGUCGGAAUUUCUUCGCCCGCUGAGCCAGCUGUCUGUCUUUUAUUCGGUGGCGCUGACAGUUUGCGUGAAGCUCGAGCAGAAACUACUCAGACGGUAAAAAAAAAAGUCCUCCAGUGUCGGCGUCGCGUCGCGGCGCGGUCAUUGUCCUCGCGAGUCGGAAAUGUGGUCCUCCGGUCGUGCACCUCCAACACGGUACCAGAGGCCAAUGAAAGUUGCCUCCGCCCUCGUCAGUGCCGCGUUCGGACGGGUGUUCAUCAUCAGUGCAACUGAUAGAGAUGUGCUCUCUGCACUCCCCUUCCUGCUGGGGAAUAAUGAUUGGAGCAGCGGGACGGGUUCGGGGUACUUUCUGGGACGCGUUUGCGUUUCGGCACUGCGAUAUAAUAUAGAUGCUACUGACGACGACGAGGGCCCGACAGUAUGACACUGCCUGGUGAAGCUUCGUCGUUGACGUAUAUUCGUUUUGUAAAAUUCCGGUAAAAGUAUGACUGCGCACUAGCCGUAGCCGGCUGCCAAGCCUAUUGCGCUGGUUUGGCGUCCAUUCCCAUUCGCAAGAACUUCCGCACUUCCUCGCGGAAGCUAGGUGCCCGUCCUCGGACCUCCUCCGUCGCACCCCCAUUCGCAGACCGUUGCCGGCGUGGCUCAAGGCUUUGAGUUUGCACUGGCGGCCCGACAAGGGUGUGUAACCUGGGUAGCUUCAGCGGGAUGAUGAAAUCAAAACAAUUGCGCGCGCUAUGGCAUUCGCAAACGUUGCAGCCCGCGGCUGCGUAUAAAAACGAAGCUUCUUGUCGCUUUCAGGCACAGACGUCAACUCUUUACGAUUUCCUUCGUAUUUUCCGCCAAUUUUCCCGCUGGGGCUGACAUUGCAAAAAGUCCCGCUUUCCUGUUGAGUUGUUGCUACGUGAUGCAUCAGACCCGUAGCACCACCAUGGCCCCCGGUGCGAUCCACCUCCAAGCUAUUUCGCCUAACAAUUUCGCGACGCACGAAAUAGCACUAGAAUUCUUCUGGCCAAGUCUCCAGCAUCCGUAUGCACUGCAGGACGCGCAACAACCCCCCCCUGCCUCCCCCUUGCCUUCUCGCUUUUGCUGCAGUAGCCUCGCAGCGCAAGCGCAUCCAUAUGCCAUGAAGUCCCGUUCCUAAGCUAAAAAAAUCAAAAAGACGAAAGCGAAGAAUCUUCCACAUGGCUGGCCGAUGGAUAGGCUGCCAGCCGGCCCCGCGACUCCUCCCAGCAAAUUUGUGAGCAGAAGCCGCCCGUGAGGCCCGCGCCCGCCCACCUGCGUGAAUACCGUGCGGCACGGGGCGCGCAUUGUUCUCCGUGAACAAAGUAGGGCAGCAGCCAAAUAGUGUGCGUGGGCUUUUGGCUCGCAAAUUUGUGCGCCAGCAAUGCGCGCGCCGGAAGGAUGGCCUGACACCUCCGCCCCCCUUCCCGAGUUUCCCUCCUUUUUUUUUUCAGAAUUUCUGCGGCACGAAAAAACGCAAGAAACGUGAUCAGAGCCUUCCCUCCAGCAUAUGGGUCUGAAGCUUUUGAAGACGGCCCAGCAUGUCUUUUGUCCCCAAUUGCCGCGAUGGUGCUAGUGGGAUACCCCUGGCCCUCUUCUGGGAUGCCUGCCAGCAUUGGCCGCCAUGGCCCGCUCCCUCCGGCCCACCAAUGCAGGCGCGCGCCCCGAUGAGCCCCGUCGCGGGCGCACUUGUUGGCACGCACCAAGAUUGGGGCGGAGGUGGUUCGCAAGCGCAUCAAAUGGGGCCAAUUCUCGCGGUGGCGCCCUCCCGCCCCCCUUGCAAUUUCCGUGGCGCAUAGACUCCAGAGCCCCCACUGUGUGGCGUACUCGCGGCGCGGCAGCCCCUGACAUUAAUGUGCCCAGCGGGGUGGCGCGGUUUUGUUGAGUUCCUCGCCCCCCCACCUACCACAAUAGUAUGAACGCCGCGCGGUAUUACGCCCCUGGCAGUUGUGUGCGCGAGAUGCCUUCGGCGUGUCGCUCUCUGCGCCGCGCACCUAACGAAGGCCGGCGGACAUGUUGCGAGACUGGCGCGCCCGGUGUCACAGCGCAGGCGGCUGGGCAUCAUGUGAGCACUCCAGCCGCCGCCCGUGACGUUUCGCUCCCUCCCUGCCUGGCACCCGGUCCGCCGGGUGGCUGUGGUGCUUCCUUUUGUGUUGUUAGUUUGUUACGAUGGGGCGGAGAUGAUUUUCGCGCCCGCCGUGCGUCGUAGCGAGCCAGCGAGCCUUUGGAUUUUCGUCCGGGCCGGGGGUUGCCUCGCUCUGUUUUUUGGCACCGGCAAGGCGCAGCCGGGCGGGGUCCUUGGGAGGCCAUGGGCUGUGUCGAUUGAGGUGGGGCGUCGGCCAUGCGCUCAGACCUCCGUCCAACCGCGACCGAAGUACGCGACCCAUGCCCUUCUCCUGGCUGGAUGAUCUCCCCGCAGCGGCCGCCGCCGUGACCCCAGUAGCUAAGGCCUGCAAUUAUCAAGGACGGACGCGGCGGCGGUCGUGCUAGCAGGGAACCGCCGGCGGGGGGUACCGCUCGCCGCGCGAUUGAGCGAGGCCGGUGCGCCGGCAAAGGUAGGUGGCGCCCUUCCAAGUUGCCCGGCACGCCUAAUUCCACCGAAUUGGGGCCCCAAAAACAGGGGCGCCAAAAAAUUGGCGGCGGGGAAAACAGGGCGAGUCCGCAUGGUAUGGGCCUCCACCGAUUUGGCCUGCCUGGCUGUGUUUGAAGGCCUAGGCCGCGAAGGUGGCCACAAUCAAAAAUCUGGAACCCACCCGCCUGCAAUGUGGGAGGCAGGCCAAAAAGUGGGGCCCUCGGCCCAAACAAAAAAACUGAAAAACGCAAGGGCCGCAAAAAGAUCAAAGCCAGCCCGCACAUUAUUGGCCCGAUUUUGGGCGCCCAAGGGGCCGACCCUGGUGGAGGCCGGCCCUAGCAGGGCCGCAGCAUGCAGGGAAGCCUUUGCUUCGAGCUUUCAGGACACACAGGGAGGUGGGGGCCGGGCGUCGUGACUUCUAUCAAUCACCCGCGACACCAGAACGCGGCGCAAGGAACAUGCUACGCGACGGAAGGCGCACGACAAAAUAAAAAAGGAAAUACCUCGCUCAUGGGAAUGCGCGAGAGCAGUAAGGGAAACGGGGCCGGGUACUGAAAGCGUUAGUGGACUUGAGAACGCUCGCACGCCUGCACUGCGCUCGUUACCAACAGCGGCGGAGCUCUCUCGUUUGCAAGGGGGCAAGCAAGUGCCGCAAGUCAGUCUCUUGCUGCGCUACAUCCGGCGGGCUCAUUUCAUCCAGGCCCACCAAGGACAUCGCGCCAAUUCAUCAUCUCGCUCCCCAUCUGAAUUCAUCUGUAGGAUAUCGCUAUGAACAUAGUGAGAGACCCCUUCAGGAUCUGGGCCUCACUGCCCCCGCGGAGGGACGCGGUAGUGGCUGCCGAAAUACUUACUACUGUAGUAGCAUUGUGAAAGCUAUCUGCAACGGCGUCAAACGAGGGCAACUCGGCGGCGGCUUUUUUCUUGGGCGCUGGGGCUGGCUGGUUCUCCGUAUGAUUCCCCUCGUUCAAAGAGUUCAAGCACCCCCGUGGCGCGGCGUGUUCCGCGCUGAUUCAUUAGCCAGGACGAAGGAAGGCCCGCCCGCCUACCAUUGAUUGUCAAGCACCGUGCGUGGGCCCAUCCGUGGAACUGCCUCCAUCCGUGACCAAGGACAUGCGUGGCAACGUUGGCGGCCCCUUUGGGGGGGUGUUCCUGAAGUCUGUGAAGGUGGUGAGGGGGCCACGCGGUAGCGUGCUGGUUCCGAAGUGAUGGAAUUCAUGGCGGCCUUGUGCGAGCCUUGACGGGAUGCAGCGCAGCGAGAGGCGUUCGCCCUGCCCGUUAUGGGGCUGAGUUGGCUGAGUGACCCGCCCAGGAGCUACAGAGCAGGGGCGCCCCUCAGCCACUCAGCCUGCCGCGGCCGGGGGUAUGUUCAACAAAGUGCAGCAAGAAAGAAAGCAAAGGAAAGGGGCCGGCUGCGCCUUCCAGAGAAGGAACGGGCGCCCAGAAUUACCAUCCGGGCGGGCGCGUUCUUGCCUUGCUUUUGACAAAAUUGCCCAAGUUAGUUUGAGUGCGAGAACUUAGUCGCUGGGCUUUUCAGGGGAAUGCUUCGCGCGUUCUUUUGUCAGUAGCCCUAUGCGUGGGCUUUGCCCCGAGCGACACCCAGGGCAAAGGCCAUACCCUCCUGAGCGUUUGCCAGCCCUCCCACCCUUCCCGUUCGUGCCGGGCCUGCGCAGGUUCCUGGGCCCCGGGGCUCCGUUUCCCCCCGGGAAAGUUACUGUGUUUGCCGGACGCCGUCCAUCAACCUGCCUUCCCCUCCUGAGCGAGUCUCGCUCAGGCCCGGCGCGGUGAGUGAGCCCGGGCGGCGCUUCGGCCCGGCGCCCAUAUUCCUUCGCCUUGAGUGCCGAAAGCGUGGGCCAGCUCUUCUUUCACUGCGGACGAAGGGAGCUGGUUCCGUGUGACGGAUAAAAGAAAAAAAGCGCUGCUCUGUUGAAGGUCUUCAGUGUGGGGGCGCGAGCCUCUUAUUGUCAUUACAUGCAAUCAGUGCGCCGUCUGCUCUGAGGUCCCCGCCCGGGGUUUUGACUUUGAGUGGCUCUCUCGUUUUUGGGAAGUUUCUUGGUUGCCUGUAUUGCGCGCGCUGUGUUUGCCUUCUUCCAUACGUUGCGCGAUUCGCAAGCCCAAGCCGCCCUUUCCCAUAAGCACUAGACUUGGGGCUUUUUUUUUGACGCCCUGAAAUGGUGCCGAGAUUCCUCCCGGGUCCCGAAGGAGAAGAUGACUAGCGGCGGAGUUUUAUUUUGACACUUUAAUACUUUGUGCCCACAGUAUAGAUACACCCUCAGGCAUUGGCAUACUGAGGGCCAUCCGCUGCCGCUCACUUCGGUCAAGAGAUGUGGGAGAGAGCUGAUCCCCCUUCGUCGAAUUCCGAGGCCUUGUCAAUGACCAACGCAAGUCUGCCACUCGUGUUUGACAUACGCCGUAUGUUGCCGCCAGCUGGUGGCGACCGCGCGCUGCAGACUGCUGCGUCAGCGCUACAAAGGACACUCACAGGAAAAAGCGGCUUUUAUGAGAAGGUUUUACACUUCAGAGACCAGCUUAAACUAAGCACUCCAGUGGCGAAAACGUUAAAACACUUAAUCGGCGACGGCAAGCACCACAAGUAUACCCGCGAGGAGAAACUUGGAAGGAUUAAAAAACUGUUGGAACACGCAGAAAAUGUCGCCACUGACAAAGCAAAAAUGGUACAUGACGGGAUUAAACACGCGGCGACAGCGAUACGAGACGCGGAUGAGCAGAUGCUCGAAUACGCAAAAAGCGUCGCUAGUAGAAUAUGCUUAAUUGAAGUACUAUAGAGAAAAACAUGGAAGAUCCUUCAGAAGAAGACUCUACAGAAGACCCACAAAAGGCAGCAGCAACCUUUUGAAGAUUGAAGAAUAGGCAGGGAAAAACCUCGACAAAUAAAUUUAGAAAGACGUCGCUGCUGUUUGCGGAAGUCAUUCUCAUUUUUUUAUAAUCUUCAAGAGGUCAGGUUGGUAGCUUCCCUCCAGUUUAGACUUUCGGUGAAAUCUGCAGCACGAAUUCGCUUUUAAAAUCUUAAGUAGAAAACAGGUGGGCCCGCAAACUUUCUGCUGAAGCUUUUAAACCUUCAGAAGCUGGCUACGUCUCUGCCUCCUGAAAUUUGGCACAAAGCCCGCGCCCUUUGUUUCCAAAAUGGCAAAAAGCGCAAAAUAAUGGACAGCGCCUCACCCACUCUGGCGGUUUCUGCCCCUCUGGCGGCCGAGUCUGCUGGGAAAUGGCCGAAGAACUCCACAACCACGCCGCAAACGUCUGCAGUGGAACCGUCUGAAGAGUUUGCGAGCUACUGCACGGGGCCAACCUACUCCUGUAGGCGCCUCGAAUAACAUACAGAAUUCUACCAGAAGCCCUACAGUGGCUCUGCGCUGUUUCAAGCUGCCCGCCCUACAUCGGCGCAAUCCAAACUCGGGCGCCUGGCCCGUGCCAAAUAGAAAAUAAAGGGCUGAGCGGUGCGCAGUAUGGCCUUCGACCGUGAAGAGCUCGCGCACGCAGGUUGCCGAAGCAACAGCGCACAGAAGCCAUCGCCGUGCCGCUUCCGAAUAUAUAGCAAAAACAAAAAAGAAGCCCCAGGCGUUUGAAGGUCCCACACGCACGCAGCUGCCUUCUUCUGUGUUGCUAUGCAUCCAUGGGCGCGAUGUCGCCCCGUAUCGUGAGGCCCGCAGAGAAGCGCGCGCAGGUAGCAGCGCAAGAAGGCAAAUGGCUGCCACAUAUUACCGCGCCCGCCCAAGCGAGUGCGCGGGCUUCUCUGGUUGAUAGCCUGGAGGGGGUACACAUCAGUGGGAGCGCGCCUUGCAUGUGGUGAGGCCGCCGCCCGGUUCUACCCGAGGUAGAAACUUUUUUCACAGCCAAGCCGCGAAACGGCCGGCGGCUUAUUUCUGGCGGCCGGGCGCGCUUUUGAAAGCACAAAAAGAGCGGUCGCCCCCCAAUUGGCUCGAGUCAGUUCUAUCGAUUGCCGAUGGACAAAACGACGCAGGGGGGCCGGCAAAAGCGGCCACCCUUCUGCGCCACCCAGCGUGCCGGACCCCGCCAACUUAUUUGGGGCGCCCAGGCCAGAAUAAAACGUCAAUAUAUAAUUUGCCGGCGGUAAAAAACUAGCGGGCCCGCAUGGUAAGGGUUGCAAGCAUUUUUGCCCGCAUUUGAAGGACGCAAAGCCGGCCAACGAAGUCGGGCAUCUGCGCACGCGUGCAGAAAGCCAAGGCGUGCGCUUCUUUCCAAUCUCAAACAAAAAACUCAUACAAGAAGGCGAACGGCUUCGCUUGUCUGUGCCCCGGGCUGCGUGUCAGCGCAGGCGCGAAGGCGCUACGGCUGCCCUCAAAGAUGGCCGGGCCGGCUGGUGACAGUGGCGCCAGGCAGCCAGCCCCUGGUAGGUUCGGGUAGGUUCAGCGUGUGGGGCUUCGUACUAUUUCCAAAGGCUUGCAGGGUAGGUUUCGCGUUGUCGGUUUUCUCGGGUAGAUUGGGCUCCCUGCUUUUCACAUAUUGCCCAGGGCGCCCGGACUCUUUUUUGAUGGAUUGGGGCCGCCUCUAAUGUUUUCCAUUCGUGUUGCGGGCCCGCAGCCGUGGCGCCGCCUGCUUUUGUCUUUCUAUCUCGGUUCGCCCCCCGGCUUGAGAGCGCCCCCGGCCUUCUUUCUUUGCCAGGCAGGCUCUGUGGGCUCUGUGAUCGAUUGCUUUCCAAAAAGCUGGCCGCGUGCGCGCCUUGCGCCGUCUUUGCGUGUUUGCGCCCCCGGGCUUUUGGGCGAACGUCAUGCAGUCGCGCAGGCUUGGGCUUGGCGGCGGCGAGGCCUUUCGUCGGUUUGCGAAAUCGGUGGCGUGUGUGCGGUGGGCCUUUGUCAGUUUUCGGCGCAGUUUUAUCGCGCGGCGACGUUUGUGCGCGUCUUGUGUUUCUCUGUUUUUGGUCGGACCCGCGACAACCACCGUGGUAGCGAUUGCGAUACGAUAAACUCUGCAGCGGGAGCUGUUUAAAGUGCGCACAAAAGAGCAUCGCCAUUGGUUUUUUUGGGUUGCGCGCUACACUUUGGCCUAGUUUUCGCAUUCGGGCAAAUUCAAAGGCCAGCGCGAAACAACUAAGCCGCAAAGCAAUGCGAAACCCAACAGCGCUGGGAGUUUUCAUCUUUAUAGCAUAAACUGGGGGAGAAGUAGCCCAAGAACGAAAGGGGGAAGAGCAAAAGCCGGCGAAGGUUGGGGGUGGGCUGCCCGGCAAAUGCGGGGGGGGGCGGCCGCAGGCCAACAGGCCCCCCCGCCCGGGCGUUUUUUUGGAAAGCAAUGCCGCAAAUUUGCGGGAAUUUUGAAGAUUGUCCGGCGCUUUGGCGGGUCGCUCGCUAAUCUGGGUCGGGUUCUGGGGUUUUGCCAGAUUGAUGCUGGUGGGCGGUCGGGGCUCCGGCGUUUGUUGCCCGAGUUCUUCCAUUCAUUUGGGGCUUUGGUUGGUUGGAUGUUUUCCAUUUGGGGCGUUUCGAAAUUGACGGCAGCCGGGAGGGGCUCUGUCGGUCGGUCCCGGACGAAGGGAGUCGCGGCGCAUCAAAUUGCAGCACUCGCCAAGAAUGACGCAGCUCGAUGGUCAAAGGGGCACGCAACUAGGCCCCAACUGGUGUGAUUUCCCGAAGCCGGGACGCUGCCACUAGGCAUGCAAUCGGGCGCGCAAUUUUCCGCCAGUUCUAAGCACAUUUUUUGCGACAGCAAAGGAGUUGCUUUCGUUUUCGCGCCCCCCCUCGGGUUGGACACGAAUGGGCGAAAAAUAAAAAUUGGGCGCCCAGUUCCAUGCCUAGUUGGAGCAUCCAUUUUAGAAAGCCGCCCCACAGUUGCGCCGCUAAGCGGCGAAAAAUCGGGCACCCAGUUGAAGCAAAGCGGCGCACUUUUUCGAAGCUCUCGGGAAAGCAUGGAAGCAAAGCCGCACCCAUGAUAGAGGGCCUUGGCGGUUUUGCGUCUAUAGUUCCGGGCGUUGGUUUUGCCCCGGGGUGUGUUUUGGUGUGAAUGUGGGUGGGGCGACUUGUUUCUCUGUGUGUUUCAUACGCCGCGCGGGCAUGUCGGGCGCAUGAUUUCGCUGCCGGCCUUCUUCAUCGAUCCACAACACCCCCACCCCGGUGCGGCAUGGUUUUCAAACUUGCAAACUUUUUGGGCGGGGGCUGGCGCUUUUCUUGGCCCGGGCCCGCUCGCCCGGGGGGCCGGGUUUGCCGCUCCUGGGGGCAGUUUUUGUGCCCUGGGUGCUGUGGGCGCAACCCAUGGACGCCUCGCAAGCCCUCGCCCUCAUCCCGGGGAGCGCCUUCAUUCUUUUGAUCGUCGGCCGUGGCCAUUCCGGUGCCGUCCUCUGCGCUGCCUAUGUGCGGCAGGGCCUUUGGGGGCCCGUGUCCUUUCCGGAUCAGUUGCCAUGGCCUGCUUGUGCUUUUCGACCUGGCGCAGAAGGCGGUGGCGCGACAGGCCUGGAGUUGGCGCCGCUGGGUUGCUUUCGCGCGGCCGCGCCCAUUGACUGCGUGCGUUCGCCCCCUCCCUGUUCGGGCCGUGCGCCAUGCUUUUCUUUUUGGCUUUCGCGCCUCUGCCCACUUAAAACCGGGCCGCCCGGGCGGGCGCCGUGUAAUUAAGCCGGGAGGCGCUACCAUGUACAUGACGAAGAGAGCGCAGCAAAGUAGCUGCGGCGCAUUCCAUUCUUUGCAGGGGGCCAAGCUAGCAAAGCGCUGCGCGCGCGGCGGCUGUUGACCUUCCCGCGUCGCGAAAUUUGUUGCAUUGUACGCAAGGUUAGGAAGGAUUUCCCGUCCGCGCUUCCCCUCGGCGUGAACAAACAAAAAAACACGCCCACGCAAGUACAGGACCCGCCUGCGCGUCGUUGGUUUCUCGCAGGUUGGUAGCCGCCUACUGGUUGCGCCCCCCCUUCUCAGGCCGCACAUUUGUGCAGGAAAAUGGCGACCGGCGGGCAUUCUGAUUGAAUGCGAGGGCGCUUGGGCUGCUCGCGCUCCAAGAAAAACCAAAAACCGCGCCCCCGGCCGGGCUCUUUGUUGUCCUCCCUGAAACAAAGAAAGAAGGCCGCAGAAGUAUCGCGACGGACGCACCUGCGUGCGCGCGGACGCUGCGUCCCCUGGGCAAAAGCCGCCCGAGCGGCGCGGCCCCACCUGCCGGGCCCUUUUUGGUUGCGUAGGUAGCGGCGCGCGGCGUUUGGCGCUGCCUCAGCCGCCGGAGCGAGCGAACACCUCCCGCGAGCAGCCCUCUCCCCGACGGCCUCCGCCGGGGGUGGCUCGCUGGUUUUUCAUAUGUUGCGCCUCCAGUCUGAAGGGCCGAGGCGCUGUUUUUCCCAUUGUGCAGCCGUGGGUAUUGGUAAUUCCGGAGGCAACAAAAAAGCGGAUAAAAGAAGCCGCACACGGAUUGUCCAAAGACUUGGAAAAGCUUAAGAAGGCGACUGGAGACACCCUAAAAGGCGCCUACGAAGCCGUCCACGAGUGGGAAAAAAAGCUUGCCUCUGGCUAUCGCCGUGCGGUGCAGUCGAAACUGAGCAAAUAUCUGGGCGUUUUAAAAUCGACAGCAGCGGACAAGGGAGCGCACGUGAUGAGUAAGAUAGUGAAGGUAACUUCGGGCGCCAAGGUGGCGGAGUUCUUCUUCACUCUAUUCAAAAAGGAAGUCAGCAAGCAGCUUAGCCGAGUACUUCCUGACGCCAAAGCAAAACAAGCGCUAUAUGUCCCGAGAUCCAAGAUAGCGAAAGUUUUCAUGUGGUAUGUUUGAAAAGCGAGCGCUCCGGUUCAUCCCGGACACUAGCCAGCUGCUCGAGUUUCGGCGAUUUGAAUUGGCCCACUUGACGCGGUUCUUCGCGCUUGCUUGUAGCAAAGCUGUAGGGGCCUCUCAUCGUUUCACAACAGAACAGAUCUCGGACUCGGGGCGAGUCGAAAACUUCUUCUGGGAGAGCGAGUAGUCGCAAGCCGUGCCAGGCAACUGAGUGGAUGCCCUGAGGUGUGUGACAUUUUCGAAAAGAACGGUAAACGCGACCCCCGUGGCCCAUGUGAAAGAGCGGGCGAGGCCGCCCACGGUGUCGCGCGAAAAGAGGGCUGCGCCGCCGGCUGUCGCUUCAAAAUUCGCGCACGCCGCCUACAGCAAUGCCGUCGCCCGGGGCCUGGCCAAAAUUGACGUCGCCCGCCUUCCGAGCACAAUUUUGCGCCGGGCGGCGUCAAUUUUUCCCGAGCAGGCCCCGGGUAAUUGUUCCACCGCAGAAAGGCCAAAGCGAACCUUUGGUGAACAAAAGCGAAAACUGCCGAAACCCGAAAAGCGUACUCAUUGAAAUCGCAAUGAAAAUCGGCGCGCGGCAAUUUUUUUUUGCCCUUGUUGCGUCAGCUGUUUUUCAGGUUUUCGUGAUUUCGCUAAAGUGGUUUCGAUCUUUUCUCAUUGACAGCUGUCGUGCUUCGGAUUUUCUUUGUUUCAGAUUUUGUUUCGGAUUUUGGUGCGCAUAUUGUUUCAGAUUUUGAUGAGCAAAAUGUUGUUGGAGAGUUUCAUGAAAAUUUCUGUUGCCCGUUUUUCUAUGAUACUAAAUUCUGUGGCACGGCCGCGCUUUCAACUCUUCUACCUAAUACUUUUGCGCCCAAGUCCCGAAAGGUUUUUUCCAGGGCCACAUAUAUACAUCUGGCGCCGCAAAGAUUGUCGCGGCAGCCGCCCUCUGAAACACGGCACGAGAACCACCAACAACACGAGCUCCACCAGACAGUUGCGGCGGGGUGACUGAGGGCUUGGGGAUCAGUUCUGCCAGAGUGUCACAGCUGCGUGCCCGGCGCCGCCGGGCAGCGUUACAGCGUCAGUUCUGCGCAAAGUUACCCCACGCCGCGGCGGCGUGGGAUAACUUUGCGCAGGGUGGGCAGCUGCAAGCAUGUGCCCGGCACAAUCCAGGGAUCUGGAAUCAUGAGCGUCAUUCCAGGACAUCUGCGUGGUUUCUUUUUUCGUUUUCCGGGUUUUGUAUUUUGCCCUCUUGGUUCUCCGGGAUAUUUGAACCGAUAUUGCGCCGCACCUCCAAACAGUUGCGACGACCUUUAUCAAUGACGUCAUUGCGCACCAGCUCUGGAACGGGCUACAUGAAUCCUUCACACACCAUCACGACGCGCAGGUGGCGGAGGGGGACGCCCAUCUUAAUGAUAGCCCAGAUGCAGCUGCAGAAGCAGGCAAGGAAGAAUACAGUGCCGACCCCCAAGACAAACUCCAGGCACAAGCAAUUACCGCCGUUGAAUCCUUAGUCAUACAGAUGCUAAGCGAUAUCCUGCAAGUCGUGUUCCUGGAAACGACCUGGACGGGUAUAUCCAGGAAUGUAAUGACUUUCGUUGAUGAUAUGUGCGUCACGUCGCUGGAGCUGCUGAUUGUCGCGACAAGCAUAGGCGUAUCUAUCCCCUACCCAGUUUUGGAGAAAAUCUGCCACAUCAUAGUGGAAAAACCCUUUGAAACGCACGUCAUGAACGCAGUUCCCAAGUUCCUGAUGGGAACGACGAGCGAAGGGCUGCGAAUGAUUCUCGGAAAGAGCAAUACGGUACACACAGUCGCGACUGCCAUUGCCAACGUCAUCGUGGAUACCGAGAAGGGGCCUCCGGCUGUUACUGGUCAUCUUAUAACGUGGCACCAAUUCCUUCAUACCCUAUGCCGCCAGGAACCAAAUGCAAAAGUAGAACACUGGCAACCCUAUGACUUUCGACGUAGAUGCCCGAAGUCAGUGUUUGCAUCGCGAUUGCCCAAUUGUUUAUUUGUUAUUGCGCAUUAAUCAUUAUGACCGAGAAUGUAGUUUUUCGGUCCAGCGAUAAUUUCUGGUCAUAACGAGCUAGCACAUGUCAAACGAAGUGAUCGCUUCUUUCAAAAGCCGAUCACUUCGCCUCAAAUAGCCGAGCACUUCCACUUGCCUCACUUCGAAAGCGCAUGCCUCUGUAAACCAAAGCUAGCGGCGACUUCUGUAUCUAUUAAGCCACAAACCCGAGCAAUUAGCUUUAGUCUACGGCAGAACCGCUCCUAUCUUCCUAGGAGGUGCGAAGAUAAAGCUGAACAGGGGCAGCGUGGCCCUUGGCUCCUGACUCGCGCCAUUGUGGUACCUAUGCAGCUGCGUGCCCCAUUGCUCGGCAGGCGUCAAAGGCGCGGCGAAAGUGCAGCAGGGCGCGUGGUCUUUGGCAUAGAGGGGGCCGAAGCAGUGCGCGUAGAUUCUAAGUUCUACUUAGACCUGUGAAGCCGAUGAAAAUCGCCAGAAAGUGCAAAAGCCAGACACUGGCCCGGCCCCGAAUCUAGACUUUUGGCUUUCUCUGAGUGAUUUCUUGCCGUUGAACUUGUAGAGCCCGCAUGGGUCUUGUGUCCAUCCCUGGCGCAAAUCAUUGCAGACGCGCUAGCGACUUGCUGAGCAACACGCCGAGAGCCAGACGGCUCGGGGGAGCGCUCUAAAUCGGGGCCCCGCGCCGCAUCGGCCGGCAGCUUCUGGCGGCCUUUCGCGCAGGCGAAGGCCGCAGCGGCGGCGUAUGUGCUGCAUGCUGGUAAAGGAAGCUUUUCAUGCUAGGGGAAUGCGCUGGCUGGUGUCUUAGGUCCGCAGCUUUUUCAUACUAGGGGACGGGAAGUCGGACGACCUCCGGCCACAGACAGAACGCUAGCCACAGCUAAAAAGUUCGGUCGGAUGUGGCUCGUGGUAGAAAAAACAAACACCCCCGACCGCCCCCCCGUCGUGUGCUAGCCUUUGCACAAAAACACAGUCACGCGCGCGCCAUUGAGCAGAUGCGACGCGUCUGCCAAGAAAGACGUCGAACAGCACGCCCCCUGUCGCGUCGCUUCCCCGCCUUUUUUGCUGCGAUGGAUGGCAAAAAUGUGCGCAACACCCCAGGCGGCAGCGCCCCGCCCUACCUGCUUAGCCCAAUACCCGCGAAAGCCUGCGGCGAUUGAUUCAAAGAAAAAAAUCGCGCCGCCAUUGGGCCCGGCCGUCCGCCUUAAGUUCUGCAUAGGCCCGGCGCCGCCACUCGUUCUUGCGCAGCGGUGCGCCCGUGCGUGGUGCUUCCCGUGGAGAUUUUGUUUCGUGUUCCGGGAGUAUGGCCCCGCCAUUGGGGCGCUUCGAAACGAUUCAAAGUCCGAAACCCGGGCCGUUUCCUGGGGAGCAUCGGGGCUUCAUAUUGUGUGGCGUCGGCGGGCCUGUAUGGCCUGGCUCGUCUUUGGUUUGGUCCUUUGUCUGUCGUGAUUUGGCUCGGGGAGCUUGUUUGUCUUGCGAAGAAGCUUGCUGUGAUCGAUCAGCAGGAGGAGGCUGCUAGGAGGCAGCUCCCCGCUCCGCGAUUUUGUUGCGCAGGUUUGGGCACGAUAUUCGUGGAGGGCCCGAAUUUUGUGUCGAUAUUUGGUCGGCUUUGGGUUCCGUGUUUGCAAGAUGCGGAAGGGGAGCAUGAAAAUCCUUCUAAGCAUGGACUUCGUGCUCCCUUUCCGGCUUGUACUUAUCUUCUAAACCCUGAGGCCGAAGUCCAAAAGUGAGGACGUCGCGCCUGAUCUCGCACCCCCGCAAAGUUAGAAGCCCCGCGGGGGAUCUCUGGGUCGUGCGAUAGCCUCCAGACCCGGAUCAGAAUCAGAAGAAAGCUGCAAAAAACUUGCAAAAGGCGGGAAACUAGUAGUGGACAUUUUAGAAGCGCGGUCUUCGGCGGGUAAAUUGAAUCGAGAGGCAUUUUGGAAGAAAAAUCAGGCGGGAAACUAAAAGAGGUCGCCACUCAGAGGACGGAGGUAGGGGUCGCGUGUAGAAGAAUGGCCCAGGGCCAUGCGUGGUAGGAGUUUGGGGACUGGUUCUCCGACCUUGUGGCCCCGAGGGUCGGUGGGGACCGGGCGUGACGAGUUUGCGGCGAUCGGGUGAGCAAAGUGUAUUGGGAGCCGCCUUGCAGGUGCGUGGCACCGCCCGCGGGGAUUAUUGCAAAAUGCUGAAAAGCGGAGGGCCAAACGCCAUCGCCCGGGCCCAGGUGUUUCGCUUUUUUUCCUUCUUUGGGACUGGGCGCGGUGGUAGUUGUGUUUCUCCGGGUUAGGGAACCGGCAGAAGCCAUAUCACCGGGAAAAUUCCACCACGACAUGGGGAACGCCGGGCAGCGUGGGCGCCUCUCGCCUGAAAAACCAAAUAAGCGCAGCGAGACGCUGCGCCCCUUCCUUUAAAAAAAGAACCGAAAUCCCCGCCGGGGCUUCAGAUUUAGCAACAAAGCGCGCCCCCCCUGCCGUAGCGAAUCAAGCCGGUAGCUUUGCUCAUUUUCUGCGAACUUUCCAAAUGUCGCCGCUGCGAUAUAAAAGCCAGGCUGUAUCUGCAAAGCCUCGCGGCGUUUUCUGGGCCAUGGCCGAAGAGCUUCGCUGAGUGAAGGCUUUGCGGCUAGAUUCCAAAAACCUGCGGCGCUUGCGCCUCAGGAUAUUGCCGAGCGAUGGCCGCCCCUUUUGUAAGGAGCGGCGCAGGCUUUUGGCUUUUGGCUGCCUUGGAGCGAGUCACACCAAGAAAAUGACACGCGGCCACUUUUGUAGGGGCAGGCCAGGGCAUCCGCAUCACUUUGGCCUUCCUCUGCGCCGUGGGUGGCCAAAUCAAGGAAACGGCGCGCGGCCUCUUUUGGAGGGAGAAAGUGGCCGGGCGGGCUUCCUCCGGGGGGCCGCCCGUGGUCAAUUCCGACAAAAAGCGCCUUUGUUGGUGAAGACGGAGCGACCAUCUGAGCUUCCCCGCCCGUGGUCUCGUCUAGCUUCGAGAAACAAAGAGCGGCGCCUUUUUGUGCGCCCCCAGCAACUUGCGCAGCUUCCCCCGGGCCGUGAAGUGGCGUAGAGGAACGCCCUGCGCGCCCGCCGCCCCUCUGCUUGAUUGCUGCGCUUGCCUCCUCGCGCUGCUCUUGUUCUGUUGAGCCGCACGACCCAGCCGCGUGCCCAUAUUGAAACCACGCCGCGGCGCCAAAGCCGCGCCGUAUCCCCGGGCCGCGCCGCCACCAGCCCCGCCGCCGCGCGGGCGUUGUGCCCUGCCCCACUCCUAAGCCCCGCCGCCAUUAGCCCCGCCGCUGCGCGAGCGCCGUUCCCUACGCACCCCGCUCCCCAAGCGCGCCGCCAUCACCCGCGCCGCUGUCCUGUGCGAACGCCGUGCCCUGCCCUGCGCCUAAUCCACGGCGCCACCAGCCCGCCCGCCCUCGGCCCCUCCCGCGCGCGUGUUGCGCGCGCGCACUUGAUCGAUGAAGCACUGCACCUCCCGCCAUUGGCGGAAAGCGGUUCGCUGGCCCAAAGAUUUGCUUGCUAUUUAGUAUGAGUUACCAUAUUAGUGGAGCCCGCUAGCAUUCGAAUGCGUGGCGCCGGUUUUUUUCCAGCGGGCCGGCGCUUUCGAGACCGUGGGAUGGAGGGCGGUGGCAACAAAAAACCGGACGAGGCCGCAUACAGCUUCGACCUCGUCCCCCAUGACAAAAAUCGUCGGUCAUGUGAUAACGAUCAAAGAACACCGCACAAGCGAACAAAAACCACCGCCGCCGUGUCCCUGGCGGGCCCGGAGUUGUUAUUAUAUGCAUCAGCUUACGGCAAAAGCGCGGGCCUCGUGUCGUUGGUCGAAAAUGAUUCCAAUUGGUGACAGACCGCCUCACUUCUGGGCGCUUAGUUUCAUGCUUGUCAGCUUUUCUAUUUUUGCACCUUGUUCGUUCAUAUGAUGACUAUGGCAGUCGAGUGCUGGGAGGUGGUGUAAAGAGUGAAUCACAGCGGCACGCUGCGAUUGGCCGGUCUGUUGUGACCGCAAAGGGUCUCGCUUUCGUGUUGUCGAAAGGGAUGCACUCCGCCCGUGUUUGGCGUUGUCUCAGGCAAUGAAAGCGACGCGGCCUGUCUUGUCCGAGGCGACUCCUGUUGUUUGGCUUCCGCCCGGCAUGGGGCACCCAGGGCGGACUGUUCUGCGUUGUGUCUUUGCGCGUUUUUUUGCUAAUCGUGAUGCCAUGAAAUUGCGG
Messenger RNA from Amoebophrya sp. A120, 16668 nucleotides. NCBI's taxonomy places the organism in Eukaryota, Dinophyceae, Syndiniales, Amoebophryaceae. The record is from the annotation of a GenBank genome assembly.